AUGCGCGCUGUAGCAGGCGGCACCCAAUCCUUCUUCGUCGCUGCUCGUGCACUCUUCUUUCACUUCUUUUUUUCCUUUCCAGUUUUCGCCGAAUUACUUGGGGGUGAGCCGUUUUACCAGCAUAGCGAAGGCACUGCCGGGAGUCCAGCAUCGCUGAGCCGUCGUGUGAAGAUGCGAUGUUGUCGGACAAUGCACGGACUUGGUGAAUGGUCUAACGGACUCUCCAUUUUGAGCGAUGCUCUGACGCAAGUAAUUGAAUCGCGGGGAACGGGGAAGGACAAUGUUCUGAGAGCACCACUCCGUUGUGUUGUGGCCAGCCGCUCCAUUUGUAGGGGCGAGCAGCUUUGCGUUGUACCAGAGUCGCACAUACUACAUGGCGAAAUUGCUGACAGCGUUCUCCAGCACGCUACCGCGGGUGGAAAUUUUACAAGCUACGCUGAGCUAAGGCGCCGCCUGGCGACUGUGAGUGGGAUGCCACACCUUUUAUCAACACGUGAUUCGUUACUGAUCACACUUGCGCUCUACACCCUCAGGCAUGGCGGAGUAAACCACCCACUGACUAAGUGGGUUUCCAGCCUCCCACCACGCGUACCACCGAUGGGAUUGCUCUUACAGUUACAAGAGAAAAGGGCGUCUGCCUUUACGCCACUCCAGCGUCGCUUGCGGGCUGGCACCCGCACGGCACUCAUUUCAUCGCCGCUGGAGCAUGCCGACACGGACGUGGCGACUGUCGAGUUAAUGCUGCAGGCCGCUGAGUCUUGCGGAAUUGAUGCCGUCAGCAAACCGCAGGUAGAGGUAGUAGCAACGGAACCGCUGAUCGCGGCGUUCUGCCGUGGUAAGAGGCACCCACUAACUCAGCGACAACAUGAGGCAAACCUCGCAAAGAGUCGGGGCUCCUUAUCAGCGGCGCAACAGCAGCUGGUGCAGCUAGAGACGUCAGUCUACUCUGACAUUCUUACACCGCUGCAAAGGUGUAUGUUUGCUGACAACUUGUUGCCAACCCCGCCAACCUCCACCACUAACCAGCCCGGUGACGACGAUGCUGGUGGGGACCCCAAAACUAUCGAACAGCUUCGUUGGUCGCACUUUAUGAUGAGGUCCCGUGCUGUGAAUUUGCACUUUAUCCCCCACCGGCAGCAACAGCGCGCCCAACCACCCAAAGUAGCAGUGGUUCCCUUUCUCGACAUGCUGAACCACUCCGUCCGCAGUCACAACGUGACAUACCGCUACCGCUCUGGCAUUGGUGUUGUUGUGGUAGCUUCGCGGCUGAUCAAAAAGGGGGAAGAGCUCACGCUUAACUACGGGGAUUUCAGACAACGUGGUUGUCUGUUCCACGAGCCGUCAUGCUGUGCAGGUGCGGAUGUAAUAGACGGUUCAGCAGCUAUGCGUCUCAUUGAGUCUCGCCAGAUGCAUGAGUGGGACAAUGCAGCAGAUAGUAGUCUCGACGUGGAUCACCCAGAAGACGCACCGUUUGGUCAGGGCCCGGAGCGACAGCAGCAGCGCGAUGGUAAGAGUAACCUCGGAGAUCAAAGCGACUACGGGGAGGAGGCACGGAUGGAAGCGACGUGGCUUUGGCGGUUUGGUUUCCCACGCACUGAAGAUGAGAAGGCGUACGUGGCAUCGCAUCUAUGGAGUAAGGGGCUGAGGCGUCGAGUUGCGCAGCUCACUGAUGUCCGGCGCCGCGGACGCCCCGGUGAAUUUGUUAUAGGUGUACCCGAGGGCCUCCAGCACUUGCGAGAGCAACGGGAGCGGCUUGAGCGUGAGCGAUUUGGCGGGGUAAAGGUUUUUCCACCCCAAAACGCGUAA
Messenger RNA from Trypanosoma brucei brucei TREU927, 1806 nucleotides. RefSeq lists its product as hypothetical. Gene Ontology annotation, biological process: peptidyl-lysine monomethylation. The coding region runs from base 1 to 1806 and encodes 601 amino acids. NCBI's taxonomy places the organism in Eukaryota, Euglenozoa, Kinetoplastea, Trypanosomatida, Trypanosomatidae. The record is from RefSeq and is a predicted model, not a curated record. Gene Ontology annotation, molecular function: protein binding; protein-lysine N-methyltransferase activity. The transcript has a single exon.